Molecule: messenger RNA, 1319 nt
Organism: Cladophialophora immunda
Lineage: Eukaryota; Fungi; Ascomycota; Eurotiomycetes; Chaetothyriales; Herpotrichiellaceae
Exons: 1
Coding region: 291-1319 (342 amino acids)
Source: RefSeq, a predicted model, not a curated record
GAAUCUGGAAUCUAUCCGGUUCCAGGUUGAGUCAUCCUGACGCAAUGUUUCAUCAGGCAUUCUCUACUCGGCACGCUUUUAACGGUCUAGCUUAACUGCUUGUUCGGUCUUCGCGACGAGUUCACCAGUAUCCCAACAUUCAAGAUCUUUCGGUUGAGGCCAGGCUACCGACUAUAGCAUUGAGAGGUGGCAGCGGACCUGACCUGCCUGCGCUUCGUCUCGGUGGGUAGUUCGUCCAACCUACUGUCUCCUCUUCUGAGCUCCUCUGGCUAUACAGGUUGUUAUUCGCCAUGCCAGCACCUGUUCCCCUUUCGUCUCGUGUGAAAGGCGCCAUCUUCGGGCUCGCCGUGUGCGACGCGUUGGGAGGGCCCGUCGAGUUCAAGCCCCGCGGUUCCUUUGACCGAGUGACGCGGAUGCUGCCAAACGACAACUUUGGCCUCCCGCCGGGCUGUUUCACCGACGACACGUCCAUGACCCUGUGCCUGGCCCAGUCGCUUCUGGAGUGUGGCGGCCAGUCCAAUAUCGUGGACCAGGUCCUGAAGUACAUCUCGUGGUGGCGGCACGGCUACAUGUCGUCCGUCGGCCGGUGCUUCGACAUUGGCGUCUCGACGAGAAGUGCGCUCGAGACGUGGGACAACUUCCUCCAUCUUGUCCACCGCGACUCCUCGCCCCCGGUGGAAGAGACCCAUCGUGCAAUCCUGAAGAAAAUUACCUUCUCCUUCGGCAAGGAUGAAUACUGCGGCAACGGGAGCCUGAUGAGGGUGCUUCCCGCGGCGCUGGUUGCCCCAAGCGAGCCGGAUGCCGUCCAGCUCGCCCACGAGAGCUCGCUGCCCACGCAUCCCCAUCCUCGGUGCGUCCACGCGUGCAUGAUAUACGCUGCCCUGGUACUUCAGACGCUCAACGGCGCUUCGAAGACGGAACUCGCCGUCAGCCUGGCCGAGUCAGUCAGGGAGAUGCCCAGCAACAUCUCCGACACGCCCGUCGAACCCGUGCUCGCGGAGCGGCUGCGAAAGUACCAGACGCUGGAGGACUGGGAAAAGGCGCCAGCCGAAUCGAUCCGGAGCACGGGAUACGUCAUCGACACUCUCGAGGCCUCGCUCUGGGCCUUCUUCAACGCGGAUACCUUCGACGAGGCGGCAACCCUGGCCGUCAACCUGGGAUACGACGCCGACACCGUGGGGGCGAUAUGCGGCGGGCUCGCCGGGGCAUACCAUGGCUACGAAGCCAUUCCGGAGAGUUGGCUGCGCGAGAUGAAGAAGGCAGACCUCCUCGAGGAGGUGGCCCAGAAGAUAGUCGAACACAGGAGCAGAACAAUAUAA